Molecule: messenger RNA, 1138 nt
Organism: Seriola aureovittata
Lineage: Eukaryota; Metazoa; Chordata; Actinopteri; Carangiformes; Carangidae
Product: trace amine-associated receptor 13c-like
Exons: 2
Coding region: 1-990 (329 amino acids)
Biological process (GO): G protein-coupled receptor signaling pathway
Cellular component (GO): membrane
Molecular function (GO): trace-amine receptor activity
Source: RefSeq, a predicted model, not a curated record
AUGGAGGUUGAGGACGGAGCAGAGCUCUGCUUUCCACUACUCCUCAACACCUCUUGCAGGAAGCCUGCCUCUCCUUGGCCUGAAGCUGUGCUCCUUCGCAUUGUGCUGUCCUCCAUCUCUCUCCUCACUGUCGCUCUCAACCUGCUCGUCAUCGUCUCAAUCUCCCACUUCAGGCAGCUCCACACUCCCACUAACAUCCUCCUCCUCUCUCUGGCUGUCUCAGACUUUCUCGUGGGUCUCCUGCUGAUGCCGGUAGAAAUCAUCCUGAACACAGUCUGCUGGUUCCUUGGUGAUCUGAUGUGUUCCCUGUAUAAUUAUGUGUCCUUCAUCAUUACCUCUACUUCAGUAGGAGACAUGGUGCUCAUAUCGGUCGACCGUUAUGUAGCUAUUUGUGACCCUCUGCAUUACACCACCAGAGUCACUGAGAGAAGAGUUAAACUCUGUGUUUGUCUGUGUUGGUUCUGUUCUGUUCUCUACAACAGUCUGAUCGUAAAGGAUGACCUGACUCAUCCAGACAGACAUGACUCCUGUUAUGGAGAAUGUGUGAUUGUUAUUGAUCAUACUGCCGGAGCUGUUGACCUUGUUUUGACCUUUGUUCUUCCCAUCACUGUCAUCAUAGUUCUGUACAUGAGAGUGUUUGUGGUGGCUGUGUCUCAGGCUCGUGCCAUGCGCUCUCACAUUACAGCUGUCACACUGCAGCGUUCAGUGGCUGUAACCACAAAGAAAUCUGAGUUGAAAGCAGCCAGGACUCUUGGUGUUCUUGUAGUUGUGUUUCUAAUGUGUUUUUGCCCAUUUUAUGUUGUUACUCUUGUAGGAGAUGACUUGAUCAAUAACUCAUAUUCAUCCUGUGUGCUCUAUAUCUUCUAUUUGAACUCCUGUCUAAACCCUAUAAUCUACGCCUUGUUUUACCCCUGGUUUAGAAAAGUUAUCAAACUGGUUGUCACUCUGCAGAUUCUGCAGCCUGGCUCCCGUGAGGCCAACGUACUGUAGAGAGGCUGUGGAGUGACUGAGAUUACACCUGCUCUAUGAACACAGUAAUGAAUAAGGUCACAGUGUUCUGUGAGUGUAAAUUAUAUGUUGAUAAAAACAUCUUUUUUAAUCAUGUUGUUCAAUAUGUGAAUUCACAAAGUCAAGACAU